AAAAAUACUGCGCUUAUUCGGUAAUUACCGUGUAUCAGGUAACACUAUAUUAAACGAGUUUGACUAAAGUUUACUAAAAUACAAUACGUUCGCCACAUAAAAGAAAAAAAAGUGCGUCCAAUCCAAGCAACUAGCAAAUUAGUUUAGCAAAUCGUCCAUUUAAUAAUUGAGUCCCGUUGAAAUGUAUUAAAGAAUAUUCUAAAGAAUAUAUACAUUUCAGACUCAUUAUAAAUUCACUACUUGUGAACAUAUUAUGACUACAACAGCAUCAUAUUCUCCAGAACCUACAUUGAGUCGUCGCUGUUCAACAGAGACCAUCUUCAACUCAAAAGCAAGGAUAAUUGACCCUUCAUGGAGUCGUCGCUGUUCAACAGAGACUAUCUUCAGCAUCCAGGGAAGGGAAACUGAUUUUGUGCGCGACACGAGUGACACAGAGUGGGGCAGCGACGAGCAGGGAGUGGAGUUCGAGCCCGUCACCGACACUGACGAGCCGCUCGCCGGAGACAGCUCCGAGCUAAGCGAGAACGAGAUAAUAACGACGAAGGUGGUGGAGGUGGUGGUCGGCGACGACGGCGAGCUGCAGCUGGCGGACUCGGAGUGCACGGACAGCAGCAGCGACAGCGAGCUCGACCUGCACGACUACUGGAGCUGCGCGCACUGCCGCGCGCCCAACAACAACCCGCUCUACCGAUACUGCCAGAAGUGCUUCAAUGUACGGAAAAACUUUUUCCCGCCGAGACCGAGGCCCAAACGCAAGCACAAGCGCAAGGCGAGCGCCGAGCCCGCCUGCCCGCGCACGCUGUCGCAGGACUCGGGCGUCGACUCGCUGGGCGGCAGCCAGCGCUCGGCCAGCGAGCCGGGCGACGCGUGCGUGGUGUGCGUGUCGCAGCCCAAGACGGGCGUGUUCGCGCACGGCCGCAUCGCGCACAUCUGCUGCUGCUACACCUGCGCCGUCAAGAUCUGGAAGCGCGCCGGCCGCUGCCCCGUGUGCAACUGCCGCGUCAGCAACGUGCUGCGCGCCGUCGUCAUGUGAGCGCGCGUGAGUACCGCCGCCCGCCGCUUCUUCGGACGUUGUAAAUAACUUGUUAUAGAGCGGAGCUCCCUCGGAGCUCACUCGGAGCUUGGAGUGUACAAAAUAUAAGUCUUUGCAAACUGCGUAGCGACGACGUAGCGCUGCGUGCGGGGCGCCGCGAGAUUGUUUUUGUCUGAGGGUCGGCCGUUGCGGCGCUCGGGACACCGAUGCACACGCGUAAACAGAUACACGACAAAUUGUUUCGGAAGUGGUACCGAUCGCGACAGGAAUCUCAUAAGAUAUUUUCAGUUUGCGUUCAGUCUUAAUUACGUUAUUUUUUAAUUUAUUCAUGAUACGAUAAAUGAAUACACGGUAUCAGAAUAACGGUAGAGUAAUCGGUUAUUAAUAAUAAAUAUUAUGAGAAGCGAAUUGAGGUAAACAUUAGAUUUUCGAAUUCGUAUCCGUUCAUUUGUGCUCAAUCCAUUCAGGCGUACCAUCUAAGCCUAUGCGUAAGCGCAGAAGCACAGACUACCUAUCAAUAUGUUGCCCCUCUCAGGGUACUAAAUUCACUUUUUUUUGUAAACAAAAAUUGGUCAAAAGAUUUUUAAAUAUUAAAUUUGAUACUUUGACUAACAAACAUUUAAUAGUAUAUAGAGAUCACCGCAGAACUUCAAUUUUU
Molecule: messenger RNA, 1691 nt
Organism: Vanessa atalanta (red admiral)
Lineage: Eukaryota; Metazoa; Arthropoda; Insecta; Lepidoptera; Nymphalidae
Product: E3 ubiquitin-protein ligase Mdm2-like
Exons: 7
Coding region: 254-1033 (259 amino acids)
Source: RefSeq, a predicted model, not a curated record